GCUGGGGUGUUUCAAAGGGAAGCCAGUUUCCCUCUACAUCGACAAGUCAGUUCAACCUAUUCGAUAUCCACCUCGGCGUAUUCCAUUAGCCACCAAAGGCCUUGUCGAAGCUGAACUAGACCGCCUAUGUUCAGAAGGGAUCCUAGAGCCAGUUGAGUACUCGGACUGGGCCACACCGAUUGUGCCGGUUCCUAAGAGCGACGGGACAAUCCGCAUUUGCGGCGACUAUAAGUCGACGCUUAACAAAGCACUAAAGCCGCACAACUUCCAGAUACCUGCUAUCAACACUUUACUUUCGUCUAUAGAGGGAGGCAGCAUUUUUGCCAAAAUAGAUCUUGCACAAGCCUAUCAGCAAUUGCAAGUGGACGAACAAUCAUCCGUGUUGCAGAGUAUCGUCACUCACAAAGGCGCCUUCAGAGUUACCAGGCUUCAAUUUGGAAUCUCUUCAGCGUCAGGGAUAUUUCAAAAUUUUAUAGAAACACUUUUAAGAAAUAUUCCGGGGGUGCUGCCGUAUUUUGACGACAUCGUUCUAAUGGGCAAAACAGAGGCUGAGCUCGCUGCUCGGCUGCAUGAGGUAUUUAGCCGAUUCAACACCGCUGGUCUUCGACUAAGAAAGGAUAAGUGUUCCUUCGGAGUCUCAAGCAUCGAGUUCCUGGGAUUCAAGCUGGAUUCACUGGGCAUUCGGCCAUCUCAGAGUAAAGUCAAGGCCAUUCAAAACGCUCCAGCACCCCAAGACAAAAAACAAUUGCAAGCGUUCUUGGGCCUCCUCAAUUUCUACCACUCCUUUUUACCGAACAAAGCUACAAUUGCCGAGCCCUUACAUCGCCUACUGGAUAAGAACUCCCAUUGGUUCUGGAAAAAGGAACAACAACAGGCGUUCGAAAAUCUUAAGCAGCUCAUAGUAUCCGAACGCGUUCUAGUACACUAUAGCUCAAAAUUGCCAUUGGUGGUAGUUUGUGAUGCAUCGCCAUAUGGCAUCGGCGCUGUUCUCAGCCACCGCAUGCCUGAGGGGUGUGAGAGGCCCAUUGCAUUUUACUCUAGGACCUUAUCGAAGCCAGAGCGGAAUUACGCCCAAAUAGACCGCGAAGCUGUAGCGUUAAUCGCUGGAGUGAAAAAAUUUCACGACUACCUUUAUGGGCGCAAAUUUACUCUGGUUACCGAUCAUUGGCCCCUAUUGGGUAUCUUCAAUACGACCAAGCCCGUUCCUAAUGUGAUAUCAUCGCAAAUGCUUCGACGGCGAAUUUUCCUUAAUGCGUACGAUUUUGAAAUUGCAUACCGUUCGGGAAAUAAGCUGGGGAACGCUGACUUUUUGAGUCGAUUACCCUUAAUGGAUGAGCAACGAAUGAUUAAGGAAGAUGUACUGAUGAUAGAAAUGGUCAACAAGCCCGUAGUAGACGCCAAACAUAUCGCUGUUCAAACUGCCAAAAAUGCGGACCUGGCAAAAGUUCUCAGCUGGGCGUUAAGGGGGUGGCCACCUAACAUGAGCCGAUCGGACAGGCUGUAUCCCUUUUAUGUUCGCCGACAAGAAAUCUCAUCACUAAAAGGUUGCUUACUAUGGGGGAACAGAACAAUCAUCCCGACAGAAAGUCGACAGGUAGUCCUCAGUGCGUUACAUACUGGCCAUCCGGGCAUUGUGCGAAUGAAGGCCUUAGCGAGAAGCUAUGGCUGGGUGCCGAAAAUGGAGUCGGAGAUUGAGGAUAUUGUAAAGAUGUGUGCACCUUGCCAAGCUACUCGUCACGAGAAUGCUCAUGCGCCAGUUCAUUGGUGGGAAACAACGAAAAAUCCAUGGUCACGCCUCCAUGUAGAUUUUGAUGGGCCGUUUCAAGGUAAGAUUUUCUUCAUCGUUGUAGAUUCGUUCUCGAAGUGGCUUGAAGUUUUCUUGGUCAAGUCAACCUCAUCCCAAUCGGCCAUCAAACCCCUUCGAUCACUCUUCGCAACUCAUGGGCUGCCGGAUGAGAUAGUGUCAGACAACGGGACAGCAUUUACAUCCGAUGAAUUUAAAACAUUCAUGCAGGACAACUUAAUUCGUCACAUUCGCUGUGCCCCAUUUCACCCGUCGUCCAACGGUCAAGCAGAACGAAUGGUGCAGACAACGAAGGACUUCUUGAAGAAAACACCAGAGUGGCAGGACAUCGACUUAAGGCUGUCACGGUUUCUUUUCAAUCAGCAUAUUACGCCGCAUACAUCUACUGGGCGUUCACCUGCAGAGCUUAUGUUUAAGAGACAACUAAAGACAUUUUUCGAUAAAAUUCAUCCGCACGAAUUGCCUACUGCAAAGCACGAAAUUGGCAGGGAGAAGUCCUUCAACGAUGGAUACCCAGUGUGGGUGCGAAACUACUCCACAGGACCUAAAUGGGUACCAGCGAAAAUUAAUUCAAGGAAUGGACCCAUAUCAUAUGCAGUUCAGCUGGACGACGAUUCGCGUAUCAUAAAACGGCAUCUGGAUCAGAUAAGAAUUCGACAAGUAGCUGAACGGGGUAAUGACUUAGCUCUCUUUAACCAAAACUCUAAAGAGCCAGAAACCUCAUCGGAAUCGGGGUCUGCAGCGAUGGAUGAGAGCAGUCCAUCUUCUCCACUUCAACAACAGUCCAAUUCAGAGGGUUCUUCGCAGCAUCGGUCGUACCCCUCCACCGCAGCAGAUAGUUCGACACCGCUGGACGCAGGCAUCUCAUCAGACGAUUGCACUCCACGACGAUCCAAUCGUGCUCGCCGUCCACCAGAUUUUUACAGCGUUCCUGGGCGUUAAGGGGUGUAAUGUCUGAGUGAAUCUCUUGCACUCAAACUUACUAAAUACUCUCGUUCGCUCACUGCAGCUUAUAUGUAUGUAUGCACAUACUAUAAAUAU
Rhagoletis pomonella (apple maggot) is the source of this 2845-nucleotide messenger RNA. RefSeq lists its product as uncharacterized. NCBI's taxonomy places the organism in Eukaryota, Metazoa, Arthropoda, Insecta, Diptera, Tephritidae. Gene Ontology annotation, biological process: DNA integration. The transcript has a single exon. The record is from RefSeq and is a predicted model, not a curated record. Bases 533 to 2746 code for a protein of 737 amino acids. Gene Ontology annotation, molecular function: nucleic acid binding.